AUGGCUGGCGAUCCUGAACCAAAUGGAUUGCCUAUCCCUGGCGGCAUCAGCGAGCGGCUUUGGCAAGACUCGCAGCUGGAGGCUUACAGGGCGCUCCAGCACCCAUUUGUGAUCGCGCUGGGCCAUGGCGUGCUCCCAAAGGACACGUUCCGCCGCUAUGUGGCGCAGGACGCCCACUUCCUCCAUUUCUUCGCGCGCGCUUACGCGGCGGCGCUGGACAAGUGCUCUGGGCUGGCGCCCGAGGCGCGGCUGACUAUCCAGCAGCUCAUGAUGGGCGUGCACAUGGAGCUGCGGCUGCACGGCAGCUACGCACGCAGCUGGGGCGUGGACUUGGGGGCUCUGGAGGAGGUGGACCCUGCCACCUCCGCUUACACAGAUUUUCUCCUGGAGGUGGCUGAGGACCCAGAGACGACUGUGGCGGAGGUGCUGGCGGCAAUGGUGCCGUGCUCGCGGCUGUAUGCCUUCCUGGGCUGUGGCCUGGCCAAGGCGCACCCGGCCAGCGGCCGCCAGGGGCACCCCUACAACGACUGGAUUGGGAUGUAUUCGGGAUCUGACUUUUUGGUGCUCCCUAUUCAGAAGGAGCGGCUGCUUGACCAGCUGGGUGUGGCUCUCCCAUAUGGACGAAUCGACGCGCUGGUGGUUGACUUUGACGACACUUGCACUCAAAAGGACACAAUAGGGACGCUGCUCGCGGCCGCAAUCGACGCUUCGGUGCAGCGCGCCGCCGCGGAGGAGCGCGCCGCCGUGCGGGAGCGGCUGGAGGGCGUGGUGGCCAGGCUGGUGGCAGGUUACGAGUCGCGGCGGCAGGCGCUGUUUGCUGAAGCGCUGCCAGAUCAGCCGGAGGGCGCGGCCGCGGCCGCUUUUGACCGCGCCGCCCUUGAGCGCUUUGUGGAGCGGCUGUCCGACUUUGAUGUCGAGAUGAACGCAGUCGCAGUGGACGCCAGCAUUGUGGCCGGCCUCGCCCGCAGCGACGUCACGGCCACGGCCGCCAAGGUGCAGCUGCGGGCCGGCUGCCUCGAGACGCUGCGUGCGGCGCUGGACGCGGGGGUGCCGACCCACAUCAUGUCGGUCAAUUGGAGCGGCCAGCUGGUGGCGGCGGCGCUGGGGCUGCCGGCGGACGCAGCUGCGGACCCAGAGACGGGGGCCAGGCCCGGCUACGGCGCCUCGGUGGCACCUGCGGCCCCCGGCCGCUUGACCAUUCAUGCGAACGAGCUCGUCCACGGCGCUGACGGCGUCUCCACCGGCGAGCUGCUGCGGCGGCUCGAGUGCGCGCGAGACAAGGGGGGGCUGUUUGGAAAGCUCACCGCCGCGGAGCAGCAGCAGCGGCAGCAGCAGCAGGAGCGAGGUGUCGGCGGCGGCGAACGGGGCGUGACCGUCUACGUCGGCGACUCAGCAACCGACGUGCUGCCGCUGCUGGCGGCCGACUACGGCAUCGUUAUCGACUCAAGCUCGUCCCUGCGCCGCGUGCUGUCGCGCCACGGCGUUGCGCUGCGCCCGCUCGCCGCGGCGCCGCUGCGGCCGCAGGGCGGGGACGGCGGCGCGCCGGUGCUGUUUGAAGCCGCCGGGUGGCACGAGAUCAACGGGUUCCUGUUUGGCCCAGAGGGUGCGGGCGGCGGCGGCGGUGGCGUGGCGGCUGUCAGCGUCGACGUGGCGGCAAUCCAGGCGGCCGCAGGCAGCGAAGCGAAGCUGCCGCGCGUGCUGACGGUGGCGGGGUCGGACUCUGGGGGUGGCGCGGGCAUCCAGGCGGACCUCAAGUCCAUCAUGGCCAUGGGCUGCUUCGGCAUGAGCGCCAUCACCGCGCUCACCGCCCAGAACAGCCGCGGCGUGCAGGCCGUGCACCCCGUCCCGGCGGACUUUUUGGAGCGCCAGCUGGACAGCGUGCUCGGGGACCUCGGCGCCGACGCCAUCAAAACGGGCAUGCUGCCCGACGCUGAGGCCGUGUCCGCCGUCGCGCGCAAGGUUCGCGAGUACGGCGUGACUAACCUGGUAGUUGACCCUGUAAUGAUCUCAACCAGCGGCCACGCCCUCGCCGGCCGCUGCGUCGCCGACGCCAUCGCAUCGGAGCUGUUGCCGCUGGCUGCGCUCGUGACGCCCAACAUCCCCGAGGCAGCCGUGCUGCUGGGCGGCGGCUUCAGCAUUGAGACGGUCGACGACAUGAAGGAAGCCGCGCGGAAGCUGCACGCCCUGGGGCCGCGCGCGGUGCUCGUUAAGGGCGGCCACAUGGUGGCGCAGCAGGCGGAGCGGCGCGCGGCGCGGCAGCAGCGGCAGCAGCAGCAGCAGCAGCAGCAGCAGCAGCAGCAGCAGCAGGAGGCAGGUGCACGCGGCGCAGCGGGUGCGGCAGCAGGGGAGCAGCAGGAAGAGGAGCUGUUGGCUGUGGACGUUCUGUUUGACGGCACACGCUUUCUGGAGCUGCGCGCGCCCUACGUGCAUACAGACAAUACGCACGGCACCGGCUGCACCCUGGGCGCCGCGGCCGCGGCGGGGUUGGCGCGGGGCCUGCCCGUCGCGGCGGCGGUGCGCGGCGCCAAGGCCUACCUCACCGCGGCGCUCGCGGGCAGCGCCCACCUCGCGCUCGGCGCGGGCCCGCAGCACCCGUUCCACCACGGGGCCGGCUUCGUGCGGGAGGACCCGGCGGCGGCGGCAGUGGUGGGGCCCUCGGCGGCGGCGGAGCGCCCGGGCGGCGCGGCGCUGGCGGGGGCUCGGUGGUUGUUGGCGCGGCACCGCCCCAACCCCUGCGACCUUCGCGUGUACGUGGUGACCGACCCCGGCUGCAACGCGCGCGCCGGCCGCACGCUGGAGGAGUCCGUCGCUGCCGCCGUCGCGGGCGGCGCGACGAUCGUGCAGAUCCGCGAGAAGAACGCCGACGGCGGCGGCUUCCUGGCGGCGGCGCGCGCGGCGCUCAAGAUUUGUCGGGCGGCGGGCGUCGCGCUCAUAAUCAACGACAGGGUGGACAUCGCGAUCGCGGCCGGCGCGGACGGCGUGCACGUGGGGCAGGACGACCUGCCGGCGCGGGAGGUGCGGCGGCUCAUCGGGCCUGGGAAGCUGCUCGGGGUGUCGGUCAAGACCCCGGAGGAGGCGGUCAAGGCGGCGGCGGACGGCGCGGACUACGUGGGUUGCGGCGCCGUGCUGCCGACGGGCACGAAGGACAGCUCGGUGAUCGGGAUCGACGGCGUCGCGCGCGUUUGCGCCGCCGUCGACAUCCCCGUGGUCGCGAUAGGCGGCGUGGGGGCCGCCAACGCGGCGGACAUCGUGCGCGCGGGCGCGGCGGGCAUCGCGGUCGUCUCGGCGGUGUUUGCGGCGCAGGACGCCGAGGCGGCGGCGCGGGAGCUGCUGGUCGCGGUGGACGCGGCGCUGGUCCAGCACGGCGCGCAGCAGCGCGAGGGCGGUGGUGGCGGCGGGGGUGAGGCGGCGGUGGAGGGCGGUCAGAGCGCCUCGCCGGCCGUGGCCGCUCGUGGGCAUUGA
Monoraphidium neglectum is the source of this 3462-nucleotide messenger RNA. RefSeq names its product hydroxymethylpyrimidine kinase. The transcript has 12 exons. Lineage: Eukaryota; Viridiplantae; Chlorophyta; Chlorophyceae; Sphaeropleales; Selenastraceae. Bases 1 to 3462 code for a protein of 1153 amino acids. Gene Ontology annotation, cellular component: cytosol. Gene Ontology annotation, biological process: thiamine biosynthetic process. The record is from RefSeq and is a predicted model, not a curated record. Gene Ontology annotation, molecular function: thiamine-phosphate diphosphorylase activity; hydroxymethylpyrimidine kinase activity; phosphomethylpyrimidine kinase activity.